Messenger RNA from Symbiodinium natans, 900 nucleotides. NCBI's taxonomy places the organism in Eukaryota, Dinophyceae, Suessiales, Symbiodiniaceae. The record is from the annotation of a GenBank genome assembly.
AUGGCCCUCUUCCCUCAUAUCCGCUGCUCGCUGAAACGGCAGUUGGAUGUGUUGCUGCACUUGCUCCUGGCCCGCUCCGCCCUGGACCUCACAGGCUCCAUUCCAGUUGACCUCGCCACCUUCAACGUGGACCUUUGCUUUGAGGGCGCCUCGGCCAAGUCUUCCGGUUGGUCAGCUCGGGAAGUUGGUUUUGACAACCUUCUUCUUCUUUGCAUUAUGGGCUCGCCUGCUUUUGCGAAGCUACUUUCCUCGUCGGGUCUCUCCGGUACCCAACUCUCCGCGCGGGACAAGCUGGCGCGGCUCUUACGCUCCUUUCGGGGCCACCCAGCUUCCCUGGUGGAUCGUUCUACUCGGGCGGGUCGUGUUUUACAUGGUCGCCUCACUGGGAUGAAGACCCGUGCUGAAGCAAAGCAAGCCCUCAUCCAUUCCAUCCCAUUGGGCCUUAAGCGCCCACAACUCAAGGUUGGCAAGCGCUGGCGUGCCAAACGCGCCAUCUUGUCGCACAUUGGUGGCUAUCCGCAGUUCGGCCCCUACUCCACGUCUGCAUUCUGGCAACUGUUUCGCACCCUGUACCCCACCUUCCCCGCGUCCGUGGACAAGCAAUUCUGCGAGACUGGCCCCGGUGCACGUGGUGGCCUCAAUUGGAUUAUGGGGUUCCCUCCUUCCCUGGGUAAGGCGUCCAAGGAUGUGCAUCACUCCAACCUCUAUGCGGAUAAGCUGGUUAAGCUCGGUCUUCCUCUUGCCCGUAAUCGCCUUCUACGCCCUUCGGCUGGUGACCCCGCGCACGUGGCUGCAGCUAAACGCAAGCUCCUCCUACACUUGGACACCCUCGAAGGUCGUGCCUUUGCUUGCUGUGAAUACAGUAAGUUUGUACAUUUCCUUCUCCACUCGUCACGCUGA